Molecule: messenger RNA, 1395 nt
Organism: Cylicocyclus nassatus
Lineage: Eukaryota; Metazoa; Nematoda; Chromadorea; Rhabditida; Strongylidae
Source: the annotation of a GenBank genome assembly
AUGAAAGAAGCAUGGAUUUCAGGUAGCGUGAGUAGUAUGGACAAAAAGGACAGAAAUGGCACGACAUCAACACAGGAAGAGGAUCGUGCACCGAUUGAUAGGGUAAAUAAUCCAGAUAGCAUGAAUGGGGUUUUAAAAAAGGAAAGUAAUGGUAGUUUAAGUAGUAAAUCGACCACGGGUUCGUUGGCCGAAAAGGAGGAAAGUGGCAAGGUAUCAACACAGGAAGGGCCAGAGCCUGUUGAUCCGUACUAUGUUGAAUAUUGGUUUACUGUUGAUGGCAAUAAGACAUCAUAUGCGAAAAGUUUCAUGAGUGCCCUUGGAAUCUCAGCUCAAAUACCGAAUUUCGUUGUGGCACUGGUCAACGUUUCGCAGAUCAUAGGAGGAUUACUAAUGGUUCGGAUAGCUGGCUCACUCACAAUCAACUGUCUAAAUGUUGUUGCAAUCCUUGCACUGGUAAUAUUCCAAAAUCCGAGUGAAGAAGCAAUGAAUUGGUUCUACAUUGUGUCGCUGGUAAUUGUCAUGGUUAUGAAUGCAUCCAAUGGUCUCUACCAGAACUCCGUUUUUGGUUUAGCAGCUGAUUUUCCAGCCGCAUACAGUAAUGCUGUCGUAGUUGGUACCAAUGUUUGUGGGACAUUUAUCAGUGUACUCGCCUUAGUUACUACAGCAGCUUUGCCAAGCAAGUACAAAACGGUAGCGAUAAUAUAUUUCUCCAUUUCACUUGGAGUUCUCCUGCUGUGUGGCGUAUCGCUCAUUAUACUUACUAGAAUGGAAUUUUACAAAUACUACCUCGAAAAAGGAAAUCGUGCUCGGGCAUCGCAGAAAUCUGGUCGGCCGACGUUGAGAGAAUUUUGGGAGACUUUUAAAGGAUGCUGGAUGCAACUUUUAAGUAUCGUGCUCGUGUUCUUUGUUACACUAUCCGUCUUCCCAACUGUUCUAGCUGGAACAACACCAAAUGGAAAAGGACAACCAUGGAAUAGUGCCAUAUCUAAGGAGCUUUAUCCUGGUCUUACAACAUUUUUGGCAUUCAACCUUAUGGCAGCUGUCGGGUCGACGACUGCGGGCUUUAUACAGUUUCCAGGACCACGCGCAUUGAUAUUUCCUGUCCUAGCCCGUCUUCUUUUCAUUCCAUACUUUAUGCUAUGUAACUACAACGUUGACGACCGCGUAAUGCCAGUUAUAUUCAAGAACGAAUGGUGGUUUAUCAUUGGCAAUAUCAUAAUGGCAUUUACUAGCGGCUACUUCAGUUCAUUAGGAAUGAUGUAUGCGCCAAGGGUAGUCGAAAGCAAACUUUCAAAAACGGCAGGAAUGGCAGCUGCAUUGUGUUUAGUGAUAGGUCUAAUGACUGGCGUGGCCUUCACACCGGCAAUAACUGCGAUGGUGAACAAGAUCAGUUGA